Macrobrachium nipponense is the source of this 3562-nucleotide messenger RNA. RefSeq lists its product as uncharacterized. The transcript has 4 exons. Gene Ontology annotation, biological process: G protein-coupled receptor signaling pathway. Bases 452 to 2593 code for a protein of 713 amino acids. The record is from RefSeq and is a predicted model, not a curated record. Gene Ontology annotation, molecular function: G protein-coupled receptor activity. Gene Ontology annotation, cellular component: membrane. NCBI's taxonomy places the organism in Eukaryota, Metazoa, Arthropoda, Malacostraca, Decapoda, Palaemonidae.
CACUCAAGAUAAAGUUCAACUAGAGCACCAUGCUCCAUACAGCAAUCCUGGAUGCCAAUGGACUACUAAUUGUGAAUGAGGUUUCGAAGUCAUGAAAAUUGAGUUAUGAACCUAGACUGAGCAUCAAGAACCUCUCAAGAUAAGAAAAAUAUUGAAGUAUCGUGUCACAGAAAUUUUUUCAAAAUUUUUAUAAAUCAACUUUUGAAGCUAACUUCACUGCUGGUAUCUGUGAGGGAGUUGAGGAACCAGCUUAUGAAGAUUAUGCAAUUGAACAGCAUAAAAAAAAAAGAUUCCAGUAAACAACUGCAAAUAUUUAAGUGAAAAAUAAAGUCUACUGAGAUAAGUUUACAUAAAUACAGUACAUACAUGUACUUCCAAUACCAUUUCCUCACACGUGUCUAUAAUAUCUUUGUUUAAAAGCAAAACAUAUUCCUAUACAAAUCAGUCUAUCAUGGGAAGUCUUUCUUUAUGUGCAUCAAUACAUAUUUUAAUAGGAGGACUAGGCCUAUUGUUAAAUGUAGCUGCUACGAUAUUUACCAUUAAAAGAGUUAAGCGACCUCUAAAUACAACAGUUAUCUAUAAAAUAUCUGAUACAAUAUCUGGGGCCAUAGGAAGCCUUCUCCUUUUUUGUGAUGGCUUUCUUUACUUUGGGAACAGUGAAUAUACCUAUUCUUGCCAUAGGUAUUUCAUAAUAUACUUCCUUGUACUUUUUCCAAUAAUUACAAGCAAUUUUUCCAUUUUGGGUGUAGCUAUUGAUCAUUAUCUAACUGCCAAAAAUGAUACCUUCAGGUCAACAUCAUGCCAACAAGUUUUCCGCAUUCUCUGGACAGCCACCUACUGGUUCACCACUGCAGCAUCUAUCAUAAUCCUUUGGGGUAAUACAGAAAAAGAUGGAAAAUUUCUGGGUGAAAAUACAUUUUACUGGAAAACAAACGAACUGAUUCGUCUCAAUCGCGGUCUACUUGAAGAUCUGUGGGCUCACAACAGUAAGAACGACUGGUCUAGUGAUUUUCGAGAAAAUGCCAUUAUAGGUCUUGUGUAUGGCAUCAUAGGAGGCAAUAUUUCGCACGAGGCACUUAAAAAUUUUCACGGGAACCCUCAAAGUGUAGCAGAAAAUCAACGACAAAUACAUAACCUUCACGCUGCCUUAGGAAUUCGCAAUUCGGAUUUCCAAAAAGUCUUUGGGACAAAUCUAACGGUAAAUUCCCAAAACAGCAAAGAAACUACUAACAAUUCCCCUACAAUCCUUGAGGAAUCUUCAAAUUCAUUAGAACAGUCAGAAAACCACUCUGAAAGCAACAUCUUUCUUAAAAAGGGCAACAUUUCUGGUUUAUUCAAGCCCUCUCAUGGACUAACUAUCGACAGACUGCAACAAAAUUCAGUGAGCAAUCAUAACUGGCAAAAUCAUUCUGAAACCAUCUCUCAGAAUACUAAUAAGGAACAACAUCUGGACUUCUCUAACAGUUCAUCAGGCACCCAUUCCCAAAUUAAUACUGGAUUAGAUAAAGAUCAAUUUCAUUCAACUAAAAAUUCCACUACAAGCACUCACAUGUUGGCAACAACCACACACACAGGAAAGGGAGGUAACGCUAACUCCCUGAACAUACGGAAUAAUGCCAAUACAGAUCCAAAACCUCUAGAUUCUUCUUUUCCAAAUGGCAAUAAAGGGUCAAUUGCAGAACUGCUAGUAAUACGUACAGAAGUUCCAAAUCCUGAUAGUUAUGACGUAACCUUAACUCCUCAGGAUGUUUCUUUAACUCCGGAAGAAACAACCAGUGUUCCUGAAACAUUACCAACAGAGAGUGAUAUCACUGCAACAAGUCAAGAAACAUUCACAGAACCUCCAACAACAAUAAAACCUGAUAACAACUUCGAUACUACUACCAGUACAUCACAAACAACUGAAGUAGAAAGCACAACUGAGAACCCAAAUACCAUCAACUAUAAAUCUUCUACGCCUUCAAAUCACGGUCUAACACAAACAGAUGGUUCGUUACAUACACUAAAGAUAACCUCUGCUUGUAGGCCUCAGGUUGGUUUUUUCCCACCAUUUAUAAUGAUCAUCAUCAUUUGUGUGCAUGGACUGCCAUUAUUGACUAGUGGAUUCUUAAAUGCAAGUACAGGCUGCGACAAUCAGAGAUGCACGAGAGUAAAUGACCUGAAUUCAAGGCAUUCCAACAAGUCCACAAUUCAACAGUUAACAAGAAAGGCUUUCAUAAUCCUAACAGUAAACUUCUUAUGCUGGACGCCAUUUCUAUUCGAGAGACUACUUUAUGCAUGGGAAAGAACACCUGCACUACCGAUUAUAGUGCCAUCAUUAUUAUUCAUUUUGGCCCAAAUGUACAACAUCAUUCGAGCUGUAUUUUACAUAUUUGACAAUGAAGAGUUUCAGGUUAAUAUGCAAGUCAGCCUCUGCCUGCCUUCAAGAUGCUGCAAAACUACUGUCCUGCCCAUUAGCAAUGCACAUUCUGAAACAACCUCCUGUGAUGAAAUAUCACAGUCUCGCAAUUCUACUCGAAACGGAGGAAUGGCCACUAAUCCGUCUCCUAGACCAAAUGUUAAGUCUAUUCCUAUGAUCAAUUUGCGCUAUUAAAUAAACUGAAAAAUGAAUUUUUGCUGACUUACCAAAAGGCACCUAAGAUCAAGAAAAAACUUGUAAUAUUUUAAAAUGAAAAAGAAAAUUACAACAGCCAAUCUGUGAAAUACUACUGUGUAAGUACGUUUAUCUGAUUUUCAUUAAAUACCAAACUGCCCUAUAUAGUUUUUCAUUAACCUAACUAAAUGUAAUAUAGAUGUGCAUAACAAAGAAAAGAGGGUUCUAUAAUCUAGUAGGUAAACCUACUUGCCUUAAAAAUUCAAGGAAACGGUUACAUUGUAAGCCUUCCAUGGGCGAUGAAAUGCCAACUUCGUAACUUGAACAAACCAAUCUAAUUCAAAUUAUAAUUCAAAUAUAAAAAUAACACAAAUGAUUGCCCAUUAACAAAUACCUUAGAAUAACUCUUAUUUCAGGAAAAGUGAAAACAGAGCAUAUUCCUAGUAUAGUUAAAGUCAUAAGUUUACAUAUGAAUUUUCCAACUAAUUUACUACAAUUUAAAAUAUUCUUCAGCACUUUUGUUUCCAAAUAAGGUAUAUACAGCCUACAAUUUUUUUUCAUUACAUACAUAAAAUAACUUCAGCAUUAAUUCACUUAGUAUUACAAUAUACAAUCAAUAUCACCGCAAUAGCUUUGGAUGCUAUAAUGCUUCAAGACUAUUGUACACCUCUACAUGCUAAUUUCCAGUAUAUUUUUGGAUUUCACUACAUACCCUAAUAAUCAUCCGUGUUAUGUAUGUACCAAUGAAUGAACUCUCCUACAAAAUUUAAGAUGAAUUUGACAAAGAGUUACAGAAUGUUUUGGGAAGGGACUGUAGAGAGCAGAAAGUGUUUACUAUCCAUUUAAUCAAAAUGGUACUUUGACAAACUGUUCAUAAUAUAGUGCUUUGUCAAAUGUGUUAGUUAAGGGGUUUAUUCUUGACUUACAAGGUGCUGCUAAGCAUCGUCAACCUAUGAAUUCGAACGUCCU